GCUUAGGUAAGUGAACAGACCGGCGCUGUACGAGUGCAGUGUGGCCGCAUUGUACUGUAGCGUGUGUUGAAAAGACAAUAAUAAACGUCUUCCAAGAGAGAGCAAAAUCCCAUUUUUCAUCCUAUGGAUCACUGAAUAAGAAAGAGAUGGUUUUACCUCGUCUCACAGGAGCCCUGCGCUCCUUUUCAAAUGUCACCAGACAAGAUGAUUACAGGGGGGACUCGACAGACUUGAUGAACAAAAGAUCGAAGUUGCGUGAACAAGUUUUGGAGUCUGACCUUACUUGGAAGAAAAUAACUCAAUUUGUCACUGGCAUUGUGGACAAGGAGCAUGAAGCAAUAAACGAGGGUCUAAAAGAAAUAUUACAGGCUGCAAAACAGAUUGCGGGAACUGACCAUGGACAAGAGGCAAUUGAAAGUGCAGCCAUGUUCCUCUUCAAAACCUUCUAUGAUAAAGAAACUGUCGGUCACGAAGAAACCAAGGCCAUUAAACAGAUGUUUGGUCCUUUUCCAUCAACAUGUGCUACAGCAGCCUGUAAUGCCACAUAUAGAAUUGUGUCACUGCUGACUGAUGAACAGCUUAAGAAACUCUCACAACAUUUUCAUGAGAAAAACAUUGAUGAUGCACUAUUCUUUGGGAAAAAUGUCAUAUUUUCUCUGGAAAUGUAUGAACUGGAAGAGACUGAAGAUUUGCCACUAAAUGGCAGCGUUGAGGCAGAUAAUGAUAUUAGUCUAGACUUUCUAAAAUUUCACAAUGGCCAGAAAGACAUAUCUGCUAUAAGUACUCACCAAAAACAUGGCAGCAAUGAAGAUGAAGGCUCUUUACUGUACGAUGAGGUGGAGAAAUAUGUUGUGCAGAGUUCCACUGGAGGUGCCACUGUAGAAGACUUGUGCAACACUAUAUUUGAAAUGCUGGCAUCUGCUAAAAGCAAUGAUGAACUUCAGAAUGAGUUAUUUGAACUUCUUGGACCUGAAGGAUUGGCUGUCAUUGAAGUGCUCCUACAACAAAGGCAGAAAAUUGUGUCUGCAUCCCUGAACUGGCAAGCCGAUGGCAGGCUGCACUCUUUACAAGCGCUUGCUGGAGAAACUGGGAGACCAAACUAUGGCUGUCAAGUUACAGUCCAGUCUGAGCAAGAAAAGCAGCUCAUGAAGCAGUAUCGGCGUGAAGAAAAACGCAAUGCCAAACGAGAGAAACGUGUAGGAGAGGAUGGAGAGAUUGCUGGGGAAGGGCUAAUAGGCUUUGAUCCCAAGGAACUGCGAAUGCAGAGAGAACAGGCUCUUGUAAGUGCUCGAACCGUGCCAAUACUGAGCAGGGACAGAGACUAUGGUGAAAGAGUUGUAUAUCCACAUGUUUAUGACUGCUAUGCAGAAGCUUUGAAAACCUCUGCAUUUAUUGGUGGUUCAAAGUUACUCUUACCAGAAGGUAUUCAGAGAGAAAAUAACAAAAUCUAUGAAGAAGUUCGGAUUCCUGCCACCGAACCAAUGCCUGUUGGCUUUGAAGAGAAGCCAGUGUUCAUUAAAGAUCUGGAUGAGAUUGGACAACUGGUCUUCAAAGGAGUGAAACGACUGAACCGGAUCCAGUCAAUAGUUUUUGAGACUGCUUACAACACCAAUGAAAAUAUGCUUAUCUGUGCACCAACCGGUGCAGGCAAAACGAACAUUGCGAUGCUAACGGUCUUGCAUGAAAUCCACCAAAAUAUUCAACAAGGUGUCAUUAAAAAGGAUGCAUUUAAGAUUGUGUAUGUAGCACCUAUGAAGGCCUUGGCAGCCGAGAUGACAAAUUACUUCAGCAAGCGUCUAGAGCCAUUGGGUGUCACAGUGAAAGAGCUGACUGGUGACAUGCAGUUGUCAAAAGGUGAAAUUUUACGGACUCAGAUGCUUGUGACUACACCUGAGAAGUGGGAUGUUGUUACUAGGAAAAGCGUUGGGGACGUGGCCCUGUCUCAGCUUGUGCGGCUGCUCAUAUUGGAUGAGGUGCAUUUGCUUCAUGAAGACAGAGGUCCUGUUCUGGAAAGUUUGGUGGCUCGUACACUGCGGCAGGUGGAAUCCACACAGAGUAUGAUAAGAAUCCUGGGCCUGUCUGCAACUCUUCCAAACUACCUUGAUGUAGCUUCAUUUCUUCAUGUCAAUCCAUUUAUUGGCCUUUUCUACUUUGAUGGACGAUUCCGACCUGUUCCUCUUGGACAGACAUUUAUUGGAAUAAAAUCAACCAACAAGACUCAACAACUCCAUGAUACGGAAGAGGUUUGCUAUGAGAAUGUACUUAGGGAAGUCAAAGCUGGUCGACAGGUAAUGGUUUUUGUUCAUGCCAGAAACUCCACUGUGCGGACAGCCAUGUCCUUGAGGGAACUAGCAAAAAACAAUGGGCACAUUUUACAUUUUUUGCCAAACCAAGGAUCUGACUACGGCCAUGCUGAAAAGCAGGUGCAAAGGUCUAGGAAUAAGCAGCUAAGAGAGUUGUUUCCAGAUGGAUUUAGUAUUCAUCAUGCAGGCAUGCUGCGGCAAGAUAGGAGUUUGGUGGAGAGCCUUUUUUCUCAGGGACAUAUCAAAGUCCUGGUUUGUACAGCCACAUUAGCCUGGGGUGUCAAUCUCCCCGCUCAUGCUGUUAUCAUUAAGGGAACACAAAUUUAUGAUGCAAAAAGAGGAUCAUUUGUUGACCUGGGAAUUCUAGAUGUAAUGCAAAUCUUUGGACGAGCUGGGCGACCGCAAUUCGAUAAGUUUGGAGAAGGUACCAUUAUUACAACUCACGACAAGCUCAGCCAUUACCUUACUCUUCUCACCCAGCAAAAUCCAAUUGAGAGCCAGUUUCUUGAAAGUUUUUCUGAUAAUUUGAAUGCUGAGAUUGCUCUUGGGACAGUUACCAAUGUUGAAGAAGCAGUAAAGUGGCUGAGCUACACUUAUCUUUUUGUACGGAUGAGAGCAAAUCCAUUAGUAUAUGGCAUCAGUCACAAGGUGUUUCAGAUGGACCCCUUGCUAGAGAAGCACAGAGAACAGUUGGUUAUUGAAGUGGGGCGUAAAUUGGACAAAUCUCGCAUGAUUCGCUUUGAAGAAAGAACUGGAUUUUUCUCCUCCACAGACCUGGGCAGAACUGCAAGCCACUUCUACAUUAAAUAUAAUACCAUAGAGACAUUCAAUGAAUUAUUUGAUGCCCACAAAACUGAAGCAGAUAUUUUUGCAGUUGUCUCCAAAGCUGAAGAAUUUGAACAGAUCAAGGUACGUGAAGAAGAGAGUGAAGAAUUGGAACACUUAAUUGAUAACUACUGUGAACUUCCAGUUGCUGGUGGAGUAGAAAAUGGCUAUGGAAAAAUAAACAUUCUUUUACAAACAUAUAUUGGAAGAGGAGAAUUGGACAAUUUUUCCCUCAUCUCGGAUUCUGCUUAUGUUGCACAGAAUGCAGCUAGAAUCGUACGAGCCCUUUUUGAAAUAGCCCUCAGAAAAAGAUGGCCAGCUAUGACGUAUAGACUACUAAACCUCAGCAAAGUUAUUGAUAAGCGACUGUGGGGCUGGGCCAGCCCACUGAGACAAUUCUCUAUUUUGCCUCCAUCUGUGUUAACAAAAUUGGAAGAGAGGAAGCUCACCAUCGAUAAACUGAAGGACAUGCGGAAAGAUGAAAUUGGUCACAUGUUACAUCAUGUGAACAUUGGGCUAAAGGUGAAACAGUGUGUCCAUCAAAUUCCAGCCAUUACAAUGGAAGCCACUAUCCAACCAAUUACUCGCACAGUCCUUAGAGUUCGAUUGAGCAUCAAUCCUGACUUUAAAUGGAGUGAUCAGGUACAUGGAACAGUUGGAGAACCUUGGUGGAUUUGGGUUGAAGACCCCACUAAUGAUCACAUUUACCAUUCAGAAUAUUUUCUUCUGCAAAAAAAACAGGUUGUCCUGAAAGAACAACAACUCCUGGUAUUUACAAUACCCAUAUUUGAACCACUACCCUCCCAGUACUACAUCCGGGCAGUGUCCGACCGAUGGCUAGGGGCUGAAGCUGUUUGUAUAAUAAAUUUCCAACAUCUAAUUUUGCCAGAAAGGCAUCCUCCACACACAGAGUUGUUGGACUUGCAACCAUUGCCUGUGACAGCUUUGGGACGUAGAGAAUAUGAAGCGUUGUACAAGUUUACACACUUUAACCCUGUUCAGACGCAGAUCUUCCAUACCCUGUACCACACAGACUCAAAUGUUUUACUUGGAGCUCCAACUGGUUCAGGAAAGACUGUAGCAGCAGAACUGGCAAUCUUCAGAAUCUUCAACAAGUAUCCAACAUCUAAGGCAGUCUACAUAGCUCCUCUGAAGGCUCUAGUCCGUGAAAGAAUGGAGGACUGGAAAGUGAGAAUAGAGGAAAAACUUGGUAAAAAAGUUGUUGAGCUGACGGGUGAUGUCACUCCUGAUAUGAGAGCUAUUGCUGAAGCUGACCUCAUUGUUACUACCCCAGAAAAGUGGGAUGGAGUCAGCAGGAGCUGGCAGAACAGAAGUUAUGUACAGAAGGUGGCCAUUCUAGUCAUUGAUGAAAUACAUUUGCUUGGGGAUGAAAGAGGACCUGUACUUGAAGUUAUUGUGUCCCGAACAAACUUUAUUUCCUCACACACAGAGAAGACUGUGAGGGUUGUUGGCUUGUCAACAGCUUUAGCAAAUGCUAGAGAUCUUGCUGAUUGGUUAGGCAUUGGGCAGAUGGGACUGUUUAAUUUCCGUCCGUCUGUGAGACCUGUUCCAUUGGAGGUGCAUAUUCACGGAUUCCCGGGACAACACUACUGCCCUCGAAUGGCUAGCAUGAAUAAGCCGUCUUUUCAAGCUAUACGAAGCCAUUCACCUGCGAAACCUGUGCUCAUCUUUGUGUCAUCCAGACGUCAGACUCGGCUGACAGCUAUUGAUUUAAUUGCUUUCUUGGCAACAGAAAAUGAUCCCAAACAAUGGCUCAAUAUGGAUGAAAGAGAGAUGGAUGACAUCAUUGCAACCGUAAGGGAUUCCAACCUGAAGCUCACACUUGCCUUUGGAAUUGGAAUGCACCAUGCAGGGCUGCAUGAAAGAGAUCGCAAGACAGUGGAAGAGCUUUUUGUGAACUGCAAGAUACAGGUUCUUAUUGCAACCAGCACACUGGCUUGGGGUGUGAAUUUCCCAGCUCACCUGGUAAUUGUCAAAGGGACUGAAUUUUAUGAUGGAAAAACAAGGAGAUAUGUAGAUUACCCAAUCACAGAUGUUCUUCAAAUGAUGGGUCGUGCAGGAAGGCCUCAGUUUGAUGACCAGGGAAAAGCUGUUAUCCUAGUGCAUGAUCUAAAGAAAGAUUUCUACAAGAAAUUUCUCUAUGAACCAUUCCCUGUUGAAUCUAGCUUGCUGGAUGUACUAUCUGACCACUUAAAUGCUGAAAUUGCUGCUGGAACAAUUUCAUCAAAGCAAGAUGCUAUGGACUACAUCACCUGGACUUACUUUUUCCGUCGACUCUUGAUGAACCCUAGCUACUACAAUUUGGAAGAUGUUGGACAUGAUACUAUGAAUAAAUUCCUUUCGAACCUUGUGGAGAAAUCACUUAUUGACCUUGAAUGCUCAUACUGUAUAGAAAUUGCGGAGGAUAGUCGCAGUAUUGAGCCACAAACCUAUGGGCGAAUUGCCUCUUAUUAUUAUCUGAAACACCCGACUGUUCGCAUGUUCAGGGACCGACUGAAAGCAGAUUGCACAGUUGAAGACCUGCUUUCUGUACUGACAGAUGCUGAGGAGUUCUCUGACCUCCCUGUAAGACAUAAUGAAGACCAGAUGAACAGUGAAUUGGCAAAGAUCCUUCCCAUUGAAGUAAAUCCUCAUUCCAUGGACAGUGCACACACCAAGACACACCUCCUAUUGCAAGCUCAUUUCAGCCAAGCCACAUUACCGUGUCCUGACUAUGCCACCGAUACCAAAACUGUACUGGAUCAAGCCAUCAGAGUAUGCCAAGCUAUGUUGGAUGCAGCAGCUCAUCAUGGCUGGCUUGUCACAGCUCUAAAUAUAACAUACUUGGUGCAGAUGGUAGUUCAAGCUCGAUGGAUGCAUGACUCUUGUUUACUCACUGUGCCAAACAUUGAGAAACACCACCUACAUCUGUUCAGAAAAUGGAACCCCAGAAAAAGAACUGGCUGCUCUGAAAGUAUAAUGGGACCCAUUGAGUGCCUUCCAGAGUUGAUUGCAGCAUGUGAAGGCAAAGAAGAUAUUUUCACUUCAAUUGUAGAGCAGGACCUUCAAGUUGCACCCAUUUCACAGGCCUGGAACUUUGUGUCAAAUCUUCCAGUGAUUGAUGUUCAGCUGAGCAUUAAAGGAUGGUGGGAGGAUGCAAUCCAAGCACAGAAUGAGCUCCCCAUUCCUAUUAUACUUCCAGGGGCUCAGGAGAAAAAAUGGAACACGUUACAUGCUGAUCAGGAAUAUGUGCUGCUAGUAAAUCUGUACAGGAUUCGUACAGGAUACAAAAAGGGAAAGCAAGACAGUAAAGCAAUUGCUCCCAAGUUCCCAAAGGCAAAGGAUGAAGGAUGGUUUUUAAUCCUUGGAGAAGUGGACAAAAAAGAGCUUAUUGCACUAAAAAGAGUAGGAUACGUAAGAAACAGAAGCACAGUACCCAUUGCCUUUUACACUCCAGAAAAUGUUGGAAGGUGCAUAUACACACUGUACCUGAUGAGUGACAGCUACCUUGGCAUGGACCAGCAGUAUGACAUAUAUCUGAACAUUAUUCCAGCCAGUCUAUCAGCUCAAGUAAAUACUGAGGUCUCUGUUUCCAUGAAGGGCAUUGCUCUAAAGUAACAUUAUCGUUUUCGUUGCUACAUUUUCUGGUGGAAAGAGUUGUUAAGUCAUUCUGAACUGAAUGUGAACUAUCAAUGAGCGAAGGCUUCCUUUAAACGAGUUGGAUUUCAACCUUUUCACAUACUUUAGAAAGAACGUACUGGAAUGGACUGCCACAUUCGCCUUAUACAAAGAUGCCUUUUUAAAACAUGUAUGCUGCAUCAUUAAACAGUGCAAUGUGAUAAAGAAAAAAACAUGUUAACCAGGAAUAAAUUCAAAUGGCUCAUAUCCACUUGUUAUGUAUUUUCUGUUAACUAAAAAAUAAUGUAUAGAGAUAUGAAUGAAGAAAAAAUCUCUUUACUGGGCAUAACUACAUCAUACUAGUAUUGUUCCUUGGAGAUACUUGUAAAAUACAAGGUACCAUUCCUGUUUAAUGUUUACAUUUGAGCAAUAUUUAACAUAUAAUGGGGGAUUCUCCAUUUGGUUCGCUAGAAGGUAAACACAAGAAGUCCAGUGUUGGCGUUUUACGCAGCAGACAACAAUGUAUUUUUCAACAGCUGUAAAUUGCCAAUAAUGUGCAGGACCCAAAAGCUAGUGGAGACCGCUGUAGUAGGGGUGUCCACUACAAUGAUUUCUGGCUUCUAGAGGGAUCCCACAGGUAUGGUAUAUGCAUAGUUACAUUGGUCUAAGCUGGAGCAAUGUACCUAAUGUAUUUAAAAACAUCCGUACCUGAAUUCUUCUUUAAAGGCUUCAUUCACACUACUGAUUUGUGUCACACACCUCCAAGAAUCAACAUAAAUUUGUGGCGGCAAUCUUGGGUAUGUGCUAUCAGCUGUGGCCAAGAAUCCAGUACAAACCAAUAACAGGCGCAGCUCAUCUGUCCUUAACUACAUGAAACCACUCAAUGUGUGAUUACAUAGGGACAGCUAUUCACAAUUCACUACGCCCAUUCUGUUUUUUUCAGGGGUCCUAACAAAAGAGUUAUUGGUCAGUCAGUAAUUUACAUACAUCAACAAUUAAAGUAUAACUUAAGACAAUUUUUUCCCCCAGUUUUUGUAAUAUUUUACAUUCACUACUGAAUUCACAAGGCCAAGAUGUCACUGUAUAAUAUAUGGCUUGCAUCACUGAUGCCAACUAUUCUGUAUGCUGCAUUCAAUCUUCUCUAUUUAGGCCCUCAUGGUUGAUGAGAACCUACCAUCAAUGUGUGAAACCACCCCCUUGCUGAAUGUAUUUAAGAUCCAUGCACAUAAUUAUGUAGGGUGACUGCAUAGUUGUGUAUUCCUGUUUUCAUCAUUCGGCUUGGUAUGUAAAGCUUCAGCCUAUAAAAAACUGAUGUUUGUUGUGUUAAUGCCUACUUUAGUUACCUGUUCCCUUCUGGGGCCAUUGAGGACACUGUCAUCUUGUUAUCUUUGAACCAAAAAAGGUAAUUGUUCUUGCCUUGGUUAGAUCACCAUGAACGCCCACAAAAUAUUUACCUGGAAAUCCUAACUGCGCAGUUUGACCCUAUACUAAACAAAAUAGCCAUGGUUGGUUAUGUGGAUGAUGAAAUUUCAUUUUGGGGCGGACUUAGCUUAACUGCCAUGCUCACAACUUGUAUUUUAAAAAUCUAAAAUGAAAAAACUCAUUCCCAAAUUGCUACAAAAAUUAGUGCCAACUUAUUGAUUUAUGUCGAAGUAUCUUUCAAAUAAAUCUUGAAAUGUAGGAUAUCUUAUUUACAGAGCACAAAUGUACUGUAGGUUGCCCAUCAACUCUUCCUCGCCAGUUGACUUUAGUGAAACUACAAAAAAGAUGAUUUAUGAUUGGUUGCUAUGAAAUAUUGAUCCUUGAAUUGUUAAAUAAAGACUUGACAAAUAGGGCAACAUAAUUGUCAACAUAAUUUUAUGUGCUCAUUAUUGAAUUACAAUGUUUAUGUUUAUUGUUUUGUGUGCCUCAGUAAUACUUAGCAAAAUGUGUCCAAAACAUACAACCUAAUACAGUCUUGUAAAUGCCACAUUUUCAACAGUUAAAUGCAUUCCUACUGUUUGUUGCAAAUGUUCUGUACUAUAUCUGUGUAUAUUGUACAUGAGAUGGCCGUUUCAUCAGGUAACAGUAAAUUGUUAAUGUAAACUACAAUAUCUGCUAUGUACAGUGUAGUAACACUUUACACUGUAAUCUGUAAAUCAAAAGAAGUACUUGGCUAAAUAGUCAACUUUGAGUUAAGAUUGAAAAUAUGUGAACAUUUCCAAUGAGGAUUAUUAUUUUUUUUUGAGUUUGACAACAAUAAAUUGAUUUGGUGCAA
Molecule: messenger RNA, 9003 nt
Organism: Rana temporaria (common frog)
Lineage: Eukaryota; Metazoa; Chordata; Amphibia; Anura; Ranidae
Gene: ASCC3
Product: activating signal cointegrator 1 complex subunit 3
Exons: 42
Coding region: 147-6746 (2199 amino acids)
Molecular function (GO): ATP hydrolysis activity; nucleic acid binding; ATP binding
Source: RefSeq, a predicted model, not a curated record